Messenger RNA from Toxoplasma gondii ME49, 4076 nucleotides. Its product is annotated as XPG N-terminal domain-containing protein. Gene Ontology annotation, molecular function: 5'-3' exonuclease activity; 5'-flap endonuclease activity. The record is from RefSeq and is a predicted model, not a curated record. The transcript is spliced from 5 exons. Lineage: Eukaryota; Apicomplexa; Conoidasida; Eucoccidiorida; Sarcocystidae. The coding region runs from base 954 to 3257 and encodes 767 amino acids.
UUUCCGUCAAAGCGCGGGUCGUACUUCCCCGAUUCGCAGUACAACGGGUUCGCGACGGGUGAAGAGGAUGCAGAGGAUGCGCUCAAAUCGGCUUUUUUAUGCGUCGCCUUGAAAAGUAGAGGGCCCUCAAUCUGGUCGGCAGUGCACUAAAGAUGGGAAGAAACCGCCCGCGUCCCUGAAAGAGUUGUGGCAGGGAAACAGCGGAAAGCAAAAGCAGCACUAGGCGGAUGAGGCGUAGAGACACACAGCACAAGAAGAGUGGGAGACCACUGCUGUGCGCCUACUGUUCGUGAUCGUCAACUGGGAUGGACUUGAUCCGCUGAAACUGUUGCUGUACCUCCUGACGGCCUUUCAGCUUUUUUCUUUGUCAAUUUUCUUUUUUUCUGGAGUAAAAGAUCAGCGGAGUAUUGCCGGCCGAGGGACGCAGAAAGCCGACGGCGGGCCGCGAUUGCUUUCCGGGGUUGAAGGACGCUGCGGGACAGAACAGAAAGGGUCGACACUGUUUUUCCCCUUGUGCCUGAAAAGCAGGAAAGGCACGGAAACGUGUUCACUUUCUGAGCCAUCAAGCGGUUACUAGUCUGUCGACCCCUUUGCUGUGUUUCUCUCCUCCGUCUCUUGUCUCUCCUGCCGCCGCGCCGUUCGGACUCCCGGCAACACUCAGUAUGUGCUGACCGAGGGAAGAACGUUUCUUGGGGCGUUUUCGUUCUGUUUCCUGGUUCUUCGUGUCUGCAUCUGUUUUCUUUGGGAACGGACCAGGCGGCGGUCCGAAAAGGAGGUGGAGUCGAGCACUUUGUCUCGCAAUUCCCCUCCCCCCCUCCAAUCCGUCCGCGUUUUUUGCAGCCCAUUUUUGUCCUCGUUUCCGUUUUCUAUUUUUCAUCGCACGUGUUGUUUCCUGUUCCACGUUAUCGCUCUUAGGUGGCUCUGUCCGUCUACGCCUAUCGCAGACAGUCAAGAUGAGGGUUCGACAUCUGCAGACGUACCUGUCGGAGAACAUGCUUCUCCGGCAGGGGAAGAUUGAGGCGUUGACAGACAUGCGUUUGGGGGUGGACGCAGUGUUUUGGCUGCGUUCGCUGGCGAGUUUGAAGGAUCCGCUUGCGGAAGCGAUUGGCGGGCUUCCGCCCUCGCUCUUUGCGGUGUUGUCUCAACAAGUCGCGCUGUUCAAGGAGCACAAGAUCCCGACGUUCUUCGUGUUUCAGGGUCUGCAGCCGCGCUCCCACACGCUUUUCUCCUCGCAGAUUCACCAGCAAAUCGACGAAGGCUGGAUGCUGUAUGCGCACGGCGGUGGACAAGUCGCGCUGUCGAAGUUUGCCCACGCCACGAGUCGCAUCAACUCGGACUUUGUCCACUUCUCGCUGCACUUCCUCAAAAGCAAGGGCUGCGAAUGCUUCCAGGCGCCAUUCUUUGCCACUGCGCAGCUCGCGUACUUUGCGGAGCAGAACUUUCUGGACGCGAUCUUUGGCCCGCCUUCACUUCUUCUUUUCGGCGUACCGCGCGUCAUCGUUAACAUCGACUGGGCGCGGGGAACUUUCGACUGGGUCGAACUUGAGCAACUCCUUUCCACAUGGAACGUGACGAGGGACCAGUUUUUGGACGCCUGCCUGCUUGCAGGGACUGAGUACUGCCUCACCUUUCCUUACCUCAAUCUGUCUCAGUUCCACCAAGGCCGCACCCAAUUCUCCUUCGGCACCGCCAUCGACUUCGUCAAACAAGCCCCCCUCGUCUCCUACAUGCAGCAUUUCCCCAACGAAGAAAUGAAGCAGGACCACGUCGACGGGUACUGCGUAUGCAAGACUCUUCUCCAAUACCCUCUGGUGAUUCAGCUGUCCGCGACUGUCGGACCCUUCGUGUCGAAUGCAGCCGGAGGGAACCAGCGCUCCGCAGUUCUUCCCCGCGAUUUCCAUCGCAUCGUCGGCCACCGGCUUCCGUUUUCUGUAUACUUUUUGAUGGCGCAAGGCAUUCUCUCUCGCAAGUUGCCUUCCGUCCUCGCUCUCGGCGAAUGGCUCGACUUCUCCCACCCCUGCGUGGACUCCAUUGAGUAUCGAGACCUCCUCAAUGAUGUCAGAGAAUACCGGUGCCGAGCGCUAGGCUUGAUCGCUAUGCGUCUCCACGAGGAUCACCGGACCCGGAGCAUUCGUUUCAGCCGGUACACGUGCUCGGUGUCAGGACGGGGAGACAGCGAGGUGGAGUCUCUGCCGCCCAAGAUCGACUCGACAGUUGCGCGCUGCUGGUUGGUCGACGCUGAGAGCGUGCAGAAGGAGAUGCGCCGGCAGAACUGCUCGAAGGUCGACUUAAAAUUCUGUCUCAACUGGCACGCGCAUGCACAGGAAAACGGGAUCGCGCUGUUCGACGAGCGCGCAGACAACCUGGCGGAGAACGCACCGCCGUACAUGAACAAACAGGAUUCUCAGAGCCUCCUGGCGCUCGUCCACUUCAUGCUGCUCGACAACUUGAGUUACUUCACCGAGCAGGGCGAAACAACCGUCUUCGGCUCUGCCUUGAUGCACUCCCCCAGCGAGCUCCAGGAAGACGUUUUGUUCGUCCUAGAACUGCUCAAGUUUGGACUGUUGACCGGGGACGUUUUGGAGGCGCCGAAGGACCGCCCGCAUCCAGCAGGCGUGCAGCUGCUCCGUCGACCCGACACUCCGGCAGACAAACGACGCAGUAUUCUUCUGCUCUCUCGCGUCUGCUCCCUCUUCCCCAUGCGCCUGCAUACUGGGAGCCACUGGCAAGGCGAUGUGGACUUCGACUUAGCUGCCUACUCCUCCAUCAUUAAAAUCUUGAAGCGUUCGCUAAGACAGCUCACAGAGGCGUGUCUCGCGAGUCUCCUUCUAAGAGACAUAAACCAAGUACGACAGCUUCCAGAAGGUUACUUCAGUCCUCUCCAGCCAAAGCUCCCGUGCUUCUUUCUCCAGCGGAACUGCAUGGGCAUCGUCAUGAAAUUCUUCCUCGAGUAUGUACCGAUGGAGGGGCCCGUAGCCGCAUCGGCACCUCUCCCGUCUUCUUCAAUCCCAUUGAGUUCGCCUCUUGGGAAGUUCGAGGCCUGCGUGCGUAUGUGGUAUCCCUGCUGCGAAAAUCCUCUGAGUGAUCUCUGCAGAACGGUGCUGUUCUGGCACCAGAUUUCAAACAUGAUCAACCAGCUGAACUCAUCGAUCGAUGUUAGUGAACUGAAGGACGAUAUCGAUGCCGCCACAGAUUUCUUGAUGAGACAGUGCCGGCUUGUUGGACUCGACACUCAUCCUGACUUCCCGCGUCUCUAAACUCUUGGGGGCCCUCAGGUUUUCGCAUUAUGCGUACGAGGGUGAUUCUGUUUUUGUAAACAAGUUUUUCUGUACGACGAUGGCAUGUCUGUACUCAGCAUGAAUCUGCUUAUGCGAGCAUGGAUAAGUAUUUUCGUAUUUCGUUUAUACCGCAUAUACACAAGCAUAAACAUAGCAUCACGGGGAAGCAACGAUCAAGUGGUCGUUUUACGUCUGGUGUGUGGGCCAUGGCGCUGACCUCGAGUUUUCUCUUAUAAAUCUUUGGGGGGUUUGGCUGUGAGUCUUGCCUAUCAGUGUGAACGCGAAUGGUGACGUUUUGUAUUCUCGUAUGUGCAUGCUUUUAUGGAUGCUAAUAUCCAUCGACGAGGUAUGUAGAUGUGGUCAUCACUCCGUUUUAUGUCUGGGUCUCGCUAACUAUGCAUAUGGUAUGCAUAGUGCGUAGGUCUCAUGGGCGUACCUUUGAUGCCGUUUUGAACGUGGAGUGUGAAGGCGGUGUCUAGACUGUAUCGAGCGAUGUGCCAGAGCCACAUCUGUGAUUUUGAUAGGUAACUGAACUUGGAACAACCUUUUUCACCCGCAGCUGCAGUGCUGUGCCAUUCCUCCCUCCGUGUCGUGUCGAGAUCCGUGUGCUGGGUGACGAAUCAGACCAGGAAGACGAGUUUCCGUGGUUCGUGGCAGGAGGGAGAAUAAUGUAGAGCAAGCUGGACAGGAAACCAACGAAUCUAUUACGGACUGUAAUUGUGCAACAGCUCUCUUCUCGAGGUGGACUCGGAUUGCGGUUCGACCGUACUUGUUAGAGUACAUGGUGUUUUGGAGGCU